Molecule: messenger RNA, 1005 nt
Organism: Cylicostephanus goldi
Lineage: Eukaryota; Metazoa; Nematoda; Chromadorea; Rhabditida; Strongylidae
Source: the annotation of a GenBank genome assembly
CUAAGGGCGGAUGCAGAGCGUCAUCAGCACGAACGAGAUGCUGAGCAGCGUCUACUAAGACAUGCGGAAGAUUCACAACGUCAUCGCGAUGCACGCGAGGUUGAAAGUCACACCGAAACUGCUGAGCGUCGUCUAGCUGACGCACAGCGCCAGCAAAGACGUCGUGUGGGCGGAAACUCUGAAGAGCGUGCUAGGCGUCUUACUCAGGAUAUGCAACGUCAGCACAGGAAUCUUGAGGUAGAAAGUGAGGAAAGUCGACUAGCGCGUCAUCUCCAAAACUCCGUACGUCAACAGAGGCGUCGUCAGAACGAAAGCACAGAAGAUCGUGCAGAACGUCUCCUAGAAAAUGCUGAGCGUCAACAUAGACAUCGCCAGAACGAAAGCACAGAAGAUCGUGCAGAACGUCUUUUACAGAAUGCUGAGCGUCAACAUAGACGACGACAAGGUGAAAAUGCCGAAGACCGUGCUCAGCGCCUUUUGGAGCAGAAUCGGCGUUGGCAAAAUCUGCUGCAAAACGAAACGGGUGAAGAAAGAGAUGAACGCCGAAGAAGGCAUGCGAUGAGGCAGAGACAGCACCGAGCUCGGCUAAACGAAGAAGAAGGAGCAGAAUAUACGCAAGAACAACCCGAACGUCAGCAUGAUCAAGAUCAACAUGAAGAGCAGAGAGUAUCGAACGUAACGACAAAUAGAAAUCGUCAAGGUCGCAGCACUGCCCGUACCCUUGGAAUAGCACUCAAGGAACGCGUGGCAAUCGUUAGCUAUCUGGGAGAGCUUGAUUGUUGUUGCUCAAACUGUGGUGCGUUACAUUUCCGCUUCGAGGUCAAGCAACAGCAUGCUGAUACGUUCGCUGAUUGUUGCGAUUAUGGACGCUUUUUUCUGGAGUUCUUCGAUAAUUUUCCUACUGCGAUAAAAGAGCUCUCUCUGGAAACAUCAUCAUUGCUAGAACGACGAGAAGGCCGUAAUAACUUCUUUUGUAACAUCAGAAACUUCAACUCGGCUUUGACA